GGGAAAAAAAAUAAAGGAAAGGAAGAGAGGGGAAGAGUUAAAGCAAAGCGAGGAGAAGAAGGCAGCAGUAAGUAGAGGAAGAGGCGUCCCAAUCCCACGGUGCCUCGACCUCGACCGCCUCCCGGGCUCCCACGCCCACCCAUCCAUCCCCCACCACCGGCUCCUCGCUGCUGCUGCUGCGCUCCUCGGCGGAGCCCUAGGUGGAGCUGCGGAUCCCGAGAUCCCCGGCGGCGCCGCCCCGGAGCUCGCCGGUGGCGGCGGGCGCGUCCCCCUCAUGCCUUUGGCGCCCCGGUCGGAGCCGAUCGGUGGCCGCCUGAGGAGACACAGCAGCUCGGCGGGCGCCGCCGGAGAGGCGGCGGGAGCGGACGCGGAGGAGGGCGAGGGGGAGGAGGAAGGGGAGGAUGGCGCUCUUCCGCAAGUUCUUCCUCAAGAAGACCCCGGAUCGGCUGCUCGAGAUCUCUGAGCGCGUCUACGUGUUUGACUGUUGCUUCUCAACUGAUUCCAUGGGUGAAGAUGAGUACCGGGAUUACUUGAGUGGCAUUGUUGCGCAGUUGCAGGAAUUUUUUCCAGAUGCAUCAUUUAUGGUAUCCAAUUUCUGGUCUGGGGACAAAAGAAGCCGGAUUUCAGAUAUAUUAUCUGAGUAUGACAUGACAGUAAUGGACUACCCACAACAGUAUGAAGGAUGUCCAUUGCUUCAGCUUGAGAUGAUCCAUCAUUUCUUGAAAUCGUGUGAAAAUUGGCUAUCAGUGGAAGGACAGCAUAACAUGCUUUUGAUGCAUUGUGAGAGAGGGGGCUGGCCAGUGCUUGCAUUCAUGUUGGCUGGACUGCUUUUGUAUCGCAAAACAUACACUGGUGAGCAGAAGACACUAGAUAUGGUCUACAAGCAGGCUCGAAGGGACUUUAUACAACAGUUCUUUCCCUUGAAUCCUCAGCCUUCACAUUUGAGAUAUUUGCACUAUAUAACAAGACAAGGAGGUGGUUCUGAAUGGCCUCCUAUUAGCAGACCCCUCAUCUUGGAUUCGGUAGUUCUCCAUGUUGUUCCACGGUUUGAUGCAGAUGGUGGUUGUAGGCCAUAUUUGCGUGUACAUGGGCAAGACUCAAGUCCUGGUAACAAGAGUGCAAAGGUCCUUUACGAGAUGCCAAAAACAAAGAAGCAUCUUCAGCGUUAUGGACAGGCAGAAGUCCCUAUAAAAUUAAGUGCGUUCUGCCGUGUUCAUGGAGAUGUGGUACUUGAAUUCAUCCAUAUUGGCGAUAAUAUGGAGCACAAGGAAACAAUGUUCCAGAUCAUGUUCAACACUGCAUUCGUUCAAUCAAACAUCCUUGGACUGAAUCGUGAUGAUAUUGAUGUUGCUUGGAAUGUGAAUAAUCAGUUCCCAAGGGACUUCCGAGCUGAGGUACACUUUUCGGACCCUGAUUCAUUCAAGCCUGCUGCUACUGUUGAGGAGGUAGCUGAUGAUGGCGAUGAGACCGAUGUUGCUUCAGUAGGAGAGGAGUUCUAUGAAGCAGAGGAGGAUUGGCAUGAUGCUAGAAAAGACCCAGAAACUCAGUCAACUGAUAGUGGAAUAUCAUUAGAUGGCAGUGCAGAAUUUGAUGGUGGGGCGGCAACUGAAGAAAUGAGCAGCCUAGAGAAGCAACAAUUUGAUGAGGGUGUGAAGAUUGUUGUCUCUCAGAAUUUAGGUAGCAUGAAUGAGAGAAGGGCAAGUGCACCUAUCUCAAGUUUUGAGAACCAAGAAGGUUUGCAGCAGCCCCGUGAAGUUCUUGCAGAUGCUAAACUAAGCAACACUAAUUGCCAAGAGAACAACGAUGUGCAUGAUAUACAGGUGGUUGCUACAUCUGUUGAUUCAGAGGGACACAAGUCUGGAUCUACCUGUCAGGAGGACACAAAAGGUGUAAUUGCACAAACUUUAGUCACGUCAGUUGAUCCAAGUGUCAGUGAUGAAAUUCAAUGCCAGGCUGAUGAACAAACAAAAAUCUCAGAAUACCCGGAUUUGGACUACAGUGCUUUUGGGUCUCCUAGAAGUUUGUCACGUACAGAUGGGGAUACCCACUUGAGAACUACGAAAAAUGAAGGGUUGCAAAACGGUGAUAUCAAGAUUAUCACUGAGAACACAAUAAGUAUGGACAACGAGCUAGUGAUCUAUGAAGAGAAAACUAUAGUUGUCAAUGGUAAUACUGUACAGGAAGUAAAAAACGUUGUCAAUGAAAAGAGCAUUGCGGCUAAGAUAGACAAACCAAUUAUUGAGAAUAGGAACUCACUGGGCAAAAACAAUGGCAAGAUUCAAACCGCUAAACCUUCUGAUACAACCAAUGGCAAAUUGGAUGGGUGUAGAUUAGAAUCUUGCCUUGAGGAAACCAUACCUACAAAGAAAACCUCAGUCCAUGACAGAAUUGUUGUCUUGCCAGCAACUGAGAUAAAAGCCAAGCAAGAGGGGCUUGGCGACAAACAGGAUUUUGGUAUAGCUCUUCCUCAAAGUCGAACAGUAGCUAGGGCAAGGAGUCCGAGGCUUGAAAGUGACGAUCGAGGGCAAAUCCCUGAUAAAGCUGUGUCAUCAGUAUUGAAGAAGAUGGCAAUAGGCAAUGUAAAGACGGAAGAGCAACCAAAGCUUGGCAAACCAAAAACUAUACGCAGAUGGAUCUCACCACAAAGGGAAUCUGAUGCUACCUCUGUUCAUAGGCCAUCUCACCCUCCAUCUAGAUACUACAGUUCACCAGCUGCACUGGCUAUUCGAUCCAUAUCUACAGAUGGUAAAAUCAGUGUUGUGAAUGAUGCACCUUUAUUAUCACUGAAACAACCAUAUGGCAGCAACUUGACACGAGAAACAACAUCUGCACCGUCUGCUCCGUCGCCUCGACAACAAUCCUUGUUACCAGGUGCACAAAUUGCAUCAAGAAGCCAGGUUUCUCCACCUCCUCCACCUCCAACCAACUAUUCUUCAAGUUCUACUGGCCAAGGAGCACCCUCACCUCCACCUGGAGGUGCCUCUCCACCUAGGUCGUCAGGAGCACAGAAACAGGCCUUUGCCCCUCCCCCUCCCCCUCCUCCCCCACCUCCACCCCCGAGGUCAGGUGUAGGUGGAAAUACUCCACCUCCACCUCCACCACCUCCUCCAAGGAUAACUGGUAGUGGCAUUACCAUACCUCCACCCCCACCCCCACCUCCACCUCCACCUCCACCUCCAAGGCUAAAUAGCAAUGCAAUUGCUCCACCGCCACCACCUCCACCGCCACCAUUCACCAUGACACGAUCAAGUGCUCCUCCGCCACCGCCGCCGCCGCCACCACCACCACCACCACCACCACCAAUGUCACAUUCUGCUCCUUCACCACCUCCACCUCCACCGCCGCCACCACCACCACCACCUCCUCCUAUGGCACGUUCAGCAGCACCACCUCCCCCUCCCCCUCCUCCUGGCCGAGGAGCACCCUCACCCCCGCCCCCUCCCCCCCCUGGCCGAGGAGCACCCCCACCCCCACCUCCUCCUCCUGGCCGAGGAGCACCCCCACCCCCACCUCCUCCCCCUGGCCGAGGAGCACCCCCACCCCCACCUCCUCCCCCGAGCCGAGGAGCACCCCCACCCCCACCUCCUGUUUCACGUGCAGGUCCACCACCACCUCCGCCCCCUCCAGGUGCUCGCUCUGGACCUCCACCUCCUCCACCCCCUCCAGGUGCAAGUGCUCCACCUCCACCUCCUCCUCCAGGCGCACGGCCAGGAGCUCCACCACCACCUCCUCCUCCAGGUUCACGGCCAGGAGCUCCACCACCACCGCCUCCUCCAGGAGCGCGACCAGGAGCUCCACCUCCCCCACCCCCGCCUGGAGGUGGUGGAAGAGGACCUCCACCACCUCCUGCACCUGGAGGACGUCUUGGUGGCCCUCCUCCACCUCCACCACCUGGUGGACGUGCACCAGGUGCGCCAGCUCCACCUAGAGCACCAGGUGUACCGCCACCACCAGGAAGUAAUCCAUCCUUAGGCAGAGGACGUGGGGCUGUACGCCCUCUGGGAUCAGCUUAUGGGGCUGCUGCCUCACGCAAGUCAACGUUGAAGCCAUUGCACUGGGUCAAAGUGACAAGGGCCCUUCAAGGUAGUCUGUGGGAAGAAUUGCAGCGCAACGAUGACUCGCAGAGUGUUUCAGAGUUCGAUAUAUCAGAACUUGAGAGCCUUUUUCCUGCAGCUGUUCCAAAGUCUGACGACAGCUCAAAAUCUGAACGUAGAAAAUCGCUUGGAUCAAAACCAGAAAAAGUGCACCUAAUUGAGUUGAGGAGGGCAAACAACACAGAGAUCAUGCUGACAAAAGUUAAGAUGCCACUCUCGGAUUUGGUGAGUGCAGCUCUUGCCUUGGAUCAAUCCACCUUGGAUGUUGAUCAAGUGGAGAAUCUCAUAAAGUUCUGUCCUACGAAAGAAGAAAUGGAACUUCUCAAGAAUUACACAGGAGACAAACAAAAUCUUGGGAAAUGUGAACAGUUCUUCCUAGAAUUGAUGAAAGUGCCUAGAAUGGAGUCGAAACUGCGGGUAUUUUCUUUCAAAAUUCAGUUUGGUUCACAAGUAGCUGAUCUUAGAAGAAGUUUAAAUAUUAUAGACUCUUCUUGUAAUGAGAUCCGAACUUCUCUCAAGUUGAAAGAAAUAAUGAAGAAAAUCCUUCUCCUUGGGAAUACUCUGAAUCAGGGAACUGCUAGAGGUGCUGCGGUUGGCUUCCGGUUGGACAGUCUUCUAAAACUUACAGAUACCCGGGCAACAAAUAAUAAGAUGACACUAAUGCACUACCUCUGUAAGGUACUUGCUGCACGAUCUCCACAGCUUUUAAACUUCUAUGUGGAUCUUGUUAGCUUAGAUGCUGCAUCAAAGAUACAACUAAAAAUGUUGGCUGAGGAAAUGCAAGCAGUUAGUAAAGGGCUGGAAAAAGUUCAGCUUGAGUAUGAUGCUUCAGAAAGGGAUGGUCCAGUAUCCGAAAUUUUUCGUGAGAAACUGAAAGAGUUCACCGACAAUGCUGGAGCUGAUGUGCAGUUGUUAUCUUCAUUGUUUUCUGAAGUGGGUAAAAAGGCCGACGCACUGAUUAAGUAUUUUGGUGAGGAUCCUGUUCGUUGCCCCUUUGAACAAGUAAUCUCUACCCUCUUAACAUUUGUAACAACAUUUCGAAAAGCACAUGAGGAGAACCUGAAGCAAGCUGAGCUUGAGAAGAAAAGGGCUGAAAAAGAGGCAGAAGCAGAGAAGGCCAAAAACACACAAUUGACUAGCAAAAAUGUAUUGUCCUUAGUAUAUUUUGCAGUUUUGGUAAACUUCAUAAGCUCAUUAUAUUUAUGUUUUUUAAAAUACUGUUCGCAGGACUCUAAACCAUCAAAUCCAAGCCGGCAAGCUAAACAAACAUUAGAGAGGACAAGAUCUGCAAGCAGACGAGGAAGAGACGUUGGGUGAUAUCCCGAAUGGCCAGCUAUUGUGCUGUGCUUCUGACCUGCUCGUGAGGCAAAUGGAUGACCGUUAGAUGCAUUUCUGGGCAAGGGAAGUUUCGUGGAUGGACGUGCAUCCGUCGGGUGCAGCGCUAUCGCAUCAAAGAAACUUUACAGGACACCCUCUGCGGUCUCACUGGAGAAUGCCGACUUCUUUUUUUAAACAUGUCGGCCAUCAGGGUCCAGUGCUAACUUCUGACUGCUGUAAAGAGUUGCUAACACUGAUGCUAACUCCAUUCUUUCUUUUGUUUUUUCAUGGUACAUUUCCAUUCUUUCUAACAACGGUGGCCAAGUACAGCCAUGGCUUUGAGAAAAGACAGCCCGCUCCUUAGGUGGAAAAUUGUAAAGAUUAGGUAUUAGGGUAAAAGGGUAUGGAGAUAAUCUAGGGGGCAAAGAGUUUCAGGAGUAAAUAUGAGAUGUAAACUCAGCCCGUAGUUUAGCUGUAAGUUUUGUAGUGAGUGUAUCACCACUUUCUAUGAUCAUGAUGCAGUGAACGCGUCGUUUUCUUUACGAUCCGUUGUCUCUUGUCUGCUGUGUGUCGCCUGUGUACGUGAGACGUGUGCUGUCAAUUGUUAUUAUGCUUCAACCUUAAUGAGUGUGUUUGGUUC
This is a messenger RNA of Sorghum bicolor (sorghum), 6051 nucleotides long. RefSeq names its product formin-like protein 5. The transcript has 17 exons. Bases 402 to 5411 code for a protein of 1669 amino acids. NCBI's taxonomy places the organism in Eukaryota, Viridiplantae, Streptophyta, Magnoliopsida, Poales, Poaceae. The record is from RefSeq and is a predicted model, not a curated record.